Messenger RNA from Cucurbita pepo subsp. pepo (vegetable marrow), 1500 nucleotides. RefSeq lists its product as uncharacterized. Lineage: Eukaryota; Viridiplantae; Streptophyta; Magnoliopsida; Cucurbitales; Cucurbitaceae. The record is from RefSeq and is a predicted model, not a curated record.
GUGGUUCUUAAACUAACAGAGUUCGCUAAAAGGGAACGUUUUGGAAUUCUUAUUUUUUCAAAGAAUAUAAUGUGUUUUUGUUGAUUAUUAUUAUUUUUUUUUUUUUUAUUGUUCAUUUGUCAACUUUGUGCUGUUCAUUAUUUCACCUAUAAAUAACUCCACACGCCUUAGUUCUUCAUCAUCGUCCAUUAUAAUAAUUUCAUUGCUAUUCUUAAUUUAAUGGCUGGUCAGCUCCCACGUCCAUGGUUUCGUUUGGGUUCGUUGACUCGACCAACAACCGCCGCAACUACCGGUCCAGGGACGGACCAACCUCGCCCAAUUCCAGCCCGGAUUCGACCGCCCGUAAUCCGGACCGCUUCCUUUACUGAACCGGCGGAACCCACUACCCCACAGCAAUCAAAAUCGCCACCGCAAACCCCGAUGAAAAAGGCAGCAUCGCCGCCUCAGUUGCCUCUCCCUGGCUCACUAACCCCUCCGGUGAAAAAGGCCGCAUCGCCACCGGCUGCAGCGGUGACGAGACCUGCUCUUCCGUCGCCGGCGAAACAUAUUAGUCCGACGAAGAAUGAGUUGGUUAAUAAAGACAGUAGCAAACAGGCAAGUCCGGUUUCAUCUCCUUUAGUUCCGAAGUCCAUUCCGGCAGUUCCGACGCCAUAUCAGUCUCCGAAGCCGAAAGCUGCGGCGUCUCCGCCGUCACCACUGACUUUACCGCCGCCACAGUUGCAGUCAAUUGAUGAGCCUAAACAUGAGAGUAUUCCUCAAGAGGUAGAACGGAAGACCGUUGUUUUCCAAAAGGCGAUGGACAAGGCAUCACAAGGUGAGCAUGAUAUCACAAGCUACCAUACUCACGGCGCUGAAUUUGGCCAAAAUGGGAAGCAAGAACCGAAAAAAAGCGAUGAGGAUGAAAGCAAAGACAAAGCAAUUGGAGCUAAAAAAGCAUUAUUAGAGUCAUCCAAUGAUAAAGACACAAACACAAACACGAGAGUUCUAACAAUGGCAGGAAAAAACAAUGGAGCUUCCAUGGAAAUAUUCCUCUCAGACAAAAACAAAAACAAAAACGAAGACACGACCAACAACAAUCUUAAAGACAACAAAAGUACAAAGAAAACAUUGAGGACUCGCAAUGGAGUGCCUAUGAAAGCCUUUUUUAACAGCAAUGUUCAAGGGAUAAACAAUUCCAUUCUGAUGGACUCCAAAUUCACCCACCAUGACCCUGGGAUUCACCUUCUGUUUUCCCCCAUGCCGCCGCCGCCAUCUGCCGAUGGUGAAGAUGACAAGGGACACCAAUGAAGCUGUUUGCUUUCCUCUGAUUUGUGCCUUCCAAUUAAUCAUGUGUUUUUUUUUUUCCUUCUAAUUUUAUCUUUCUGUUGUUGCUUUGAGAGAAUAACAUAUGGGAGUUAACUGAGUGUAUUAUAAAUAAGCCUAGUGACUGAGAUUUAUGGUAUCUUAACGCUUAAUUUAGUUCUUAUAAUAAAAUGGGCUGAUAGGUAUCUAUUCACUCUA